Piliocolobus tephrosceles (Ugandan red Colobus) is the source of this 730-nucleotide messenger RNA. RefSeq lists its product as uncharacterized. The transcript has 3 exons. The coding region runs from base 143 to 430 and encodes 95 amino acids. Lineage: Eukaryota; Metazoa; Chordata; Mammalia; Primates; Cercopithecidae. The record is from RefSeq and is a predicted model, not a curated record.
UCACCCUCCACUCCUUGAAGUCUAGCCAUGUGGGUGGGAGGCUGGAGCAGCCAGUGAGGACACUCAGCACAAUGUGGGCAACCGGACAAGAUGGAUUUGAAUAUAUAAAGAACCUGCCUUCCUUCCUUCAUGUUCCAAGCAAAUGUUCCAGGUAUUUAAGCCACAUGCUGGGGAGGAUUAUAAAUAUCCAAGGGAAACAGAGACCAUCUGGAGUCAUCCCUACAUUGUGGAGGGGUACCCCAAGAACCCUUUGGAGAGGAGAAAGAGAAAGCACGGGCUCUACUCCCUGCCAGCUGAGAUCCCCACCAAUAAGAGCAGUUCUCCAGGAACAAGCAUGAAACCCUCCAGAAAAACCCACCAUUGUCCCACUUCAUCUCCUCAGGCUACAAAACAACGGCAAAGGCGCUUUGAGACGGCCCUUUCUGAUUAGUCCUUUAAGGGAAAACCUUUCCUCAGCAGGAAAUGACGUUCCAGAGGCUGCUGGACAGAAACAUGGAAACAACUAUAAUCCAACUGCCCCUGAGUAAGCCACGCAGUCCCGCAACACAGCAUGUUCCUCAGUUUCUCAUGUCCCCCCAUCUCUGAGGCCACUCCAGGAUACCCCACCAAAAGCCUGCGGGAACACCUCCCAGGGCCCCUUUCCAGCCCAUUCCAGAUCUCAUCCUGGGCUUUGGGAGCCUUCAGCUGUUUCCAAGAGUUAACUAAACAUCAAUUUAAUUACACUGCUGGG